ACAAAACGCCGUCGUACCUCGCGGAGGUUAGUUGUUCAAUUACCACUUUGGUUUCUUGUUAAACUGCUACUCAAAGUUAGUAAAACCUACUCGUAAACUUGAGGUGGAAACUACUAAAAUCAAAAGCAAAGCGCUGUCCAUUCGAGCAUGUCCGACAAAAAGCCAUCCACAUCGGGUAACUCAACCGGCGGCGGUGGUGGAGGAGACAACAAAGAGAAACGCCGCAAGGAGUCCAUCCUCGAUCUGAGCAAAUACCUCGAGAAGACGAUUCGAGUAAAGUUUGCCGGCGGGCGAGAAGCUGCCGGUGUGUUGAAAGGCUAUGAUCCGCUGCUAAACCUGGUGCUGGAUAACACGAUAGAGUUCCUGCGUGAUCCGGACGAUUACAAGCUAGCGGACGAUACGCGGCAUCUCGGGCUGGUGGUUUGCCGUGGCACAUCGGUAGUACUGAUUUGUCCCCAGGAAGGUAUGGAGUCGAUACAAAAUCCGUUCAUCGCUCAGGAAGGCUAGCGCAUUCAUGGCAGGAAAUGUGUCCAAGUGUCGAUGAAUGCAAACCAUUCAAUGCACAAGGACCGGUACCUACCUGUGAUCGAAUAUUGUGGCUCUUGUUUUGUUCUAAGUGACGGUGGAAAGCGUUUUCUACAGCAUUUACGAGUGUGAAGAGUGAAUUUGAUUGCAGGUUUCUUCUUACAUCUUUUCCUAAACGCGUGUAUUUGGUUGUUAGGCGAAUGUUUCGUUACAACAGAUCAUGUGCUCAUUUUUCUUUUCCUUUCAUUCCAUGCUUAUCCCAUGAAUCCAUUACAACCCCUUCUUUCAUAGAUACGCAUAAGUAACCCAUAAUCGAAUUGCUCAUAUGGGGAACAUCAGGUUCCGGAUGGAUCUGGUAGUUGAACUUAAAGAAGACGACAUGAAUUAUCGACCUAGCAUUUUUGUUUAAAAAGAUCGACCGUUUUCGACCGGUUUAUUAAUUUAUAUCUUAAAUACUAUUAUUCUUCAGCUAGAACUAACUUGCGAAAAUAAGGUAAUAGACAAUGUUUGCCUUUUUUCCUGGACGGUUAAUGUUUCUUGUAUUCAUCUUCAAGUGCGAGUUCUUCCGCCUUUCCCUAUGGGCUGCCGAUAGUUGUUAACAAAUUAUAACCGAAUGGAUAAAGAAAAA
Messenger RNA from Anopheles coustani, 1153 nucleotides. It is a transcript of the gene LSm7, whose product is annotated as U6 snRNA-associated Sm-like protein LSm7. Gene Ontology annotation, molecular function: RNA binding. Gene Ontology annotation, biological process: nuclear-transcribed mRNA catabolic process; mRNA splicing, via spliceosome. Gene Ontology annotation, cellular component: Lsm1-7-Pat1 complex; spliceosomal tri-snRNP complex; U2-type prespliceosome. Bases 148 to 507 code for a protein of 119 amino acids. Lineage: Eukaryota; Metazoa; Arthropoda; Insecta; Diptera; Culicidae. The record is from RefSeq and is a predicted model, not a curated record. The transcript is spliced from 2 exons.